This is a messenger RNA of Galleria mellonella (greater wax moth), 982 nucleotides long. RefSeq lists its product as uncharacterized. The record is from RefSeq and is a predicted model, not a curated record. The transcript has 8 exons. Lineage: Eukaryota; Metazoa; Arthropoda; Insecta; Lepidoptera; Pyralidae. Bases 107 to 925 code for a protein of 272 amino acids.
UAAGAACAUACCUAAACAAUGUAACAACUAUAGUUACGUCCUCAAUAAGGAAAGUCAGUUUGUAUUUCUUAAUUAUUAUAAAUAUUUUCGAUAUUGAACAGCGAACAUGUGUCUAAGUACGGUCGCUGGAUUCAUUGUUAUUUUGUUAAUUGCAUUUACAAGAGGGGAUGACGUGGCUAAACAUUACCAAACUAUGCAAACUUGCAUUCGAAAUUCGACAAAUAUUAAGAAUGCUAAAUCAAACUUGAAGACGUGUGUAAAUGAUUACAUCGACGGAAACAAAAAUAUAAGCACUUGUCAGAACCAAGGAGAUGUCAAUAGAACAUACGACUCACUAUUCAAUUCGUAUUCGACAUGUCUAAAUGGUGUAGAUCUCGAAAUAAUAAAUAUAUCAACCAAAUUACGUAAAGAGAUUUUCACAGUGUCAUUGACGAAGGAAAAAAUUGAAGAAUUCACUAAAAAUGAUGGUAAACGAUGUGCAAAAGAGAUGAAAAAAGACAUUCUGCAGUGUUUAAACAAUACUUUGCAAAUCAAAGGACAAUUUGAGAAAAACAUAUCACACGCCCUGCUUAAAGUUCACAAACCGCUACUGUUUGAUAGAAAACCUUGUACUUAUACAGCUGAGAUAAAGGCAUGUAUUCAAAGGAUACCUAAAAACGAUUGCAAUAUAACAAAACAGUACAUUGUGGACCUUCAAGACUUCUUAAUAGACAAAUAUUGUAAGAUGGACACUGCAAAGCCGUCGCCAUCUAAGUACUCAAGUACUGGUGCUGUUAUUGGGGCGUUAGUUGGCGGUAUUGUAAUUAUCGCUGCCGUAUUCAUCGUAUACAAAAAACGACAUUCUCUCUGCAGGAAAAGGAAUUCGUCGCCAGAGGACACAUACAGUUGUUCCUACAAUGUGGCGAAAGAACAAGUAACAACAUAAGAAAAUGUUUAUUCCGUGUUAUAUACAUAUAUAAGCAAUAAAUGAUAAUGUAAUUAA